Macroventuria anomochaeta is the source of this 3752-nucleotide messenger RNA. Its product is annotated as DUF676-domain-containing protein. Lineage: Eukaryota; Fungi; Ascomycota; Dothideomycetes; Pleosporales; Didymellaceae. The record is from RefSeq and is a predicted model, not a curated record. The coding region runs from base 141 to 3635 and encodes 1164 amino acids. Gene Ontology annotation, molecular function: monoacylglycerol lipase activity. The transcript is spliced from 2 exons.
CCAGCACCUUCCUGCGGCCCCGCAUAAACAUCAGGGUAGUCCAAGACCGACCUCUCACAGGCAGGGACGGCUGAUGACGCGCCGCGAGGACCCGUAAUCGUCAGCGCCCGCCCGCUACCGCAAGUUGCUAAGGCCGCUAAAUGCUGCUCACGCCUCGCACCUAUUCCCUCGCCCAAACCGCGUGCAGCCCUGGGGCUUCAUACUUCCUCUUAACGCCGUCGCAGAGGGAGAUUCAGGCCGAGGAACACCACGCGCGCAGAAUGUUGCUGCUCCACCAGACGGGCAGCGUUAAGGUGGGCGAGGUCGUGCGGUACACGGUAACAUACACCCCCAGCGAAGACCGCAUCCUCCCUGCGCCUGCCUUUCUCCAUGUCCGCAUACGCAACACGUCCGCUCUCCCGCUGCGAGCCGCUUAUCUCCACGGUCCCUACACCGUCCACGUCGCCGCAUAUCCCUCCACCUUCAACCCGAAUAAAAAAGUCGAGUCGCCAAAGGCCUACGGCGUCCCCGAGUUUGAACCCAAUUUGAAGGCUGGCGGCUACUGGAAUGCCAGGCUGACGGUGCCCGAACACAUCAGACAAGGCGACGAGUGGAGGAACUUCGAUGGCACCCCCAAAAGCGCAACAUGGAUAAUCGAGGUCGACUCCCAGAUCAUCUUCUCCAACUCAGCCUCUGUGAGCUACGAGCUGCUGGUAGCCCGCGACGAGAGGUCACUCGACCUUGGGUUCACGGCUGUUACAGGAAACAGCUCUGGAACGCCAGGGAAAGUCCAGGAUCACCAGCAAGGGAAGAGGUCACAUACAUCGAAUCACCCUGCGCAGCCGAAGGGCGUCUUCUCCAAGGCGAUCAAGUUGGUUGUUGACGACACGACGAGUCUGUGGAACAAGCCGGAACUACCGCAGUACAAAGAUGAGGAGGGCCAUGCUGACAGGCGCAAGUCGAAGGAUGUUGAGCACGAGCAGAAAGAGGAUACCCGCAAGCAGAAGAACGUCCAUCUCGUCAUGGUCACGCAUGGGCUGCACAGCAACCUUGGAGCCGACAUGCUGUACUUGAAGGAGAGCAUUGAUGCGACCGCAAAGCAGGCCCGUGAAGAUUGCCGGAGACGGCGGCAGGAGCAAAGAGGGCAGAAGCCAAAGAACGAAAGCAAGGAAGAUACAUCCACAGCACCCCUGUCUGGUGGCCAGGAAGACAUACCAGAUGAGGAGGAGGAUGAGGACGAAGAAGACGUAAUCGUACGCGGCUUCGGCGGCAAUGCUGUGCGCACUGAGCGUGGCAUCCAGUACCUGGGGAAGCGGCUUGCUAAGCACGUGCUGCGACUCACAUAUCCGGAUCAGCCAUACUUACCAAUUAAGAAAUCUGUAGGGCAGAAGCUGAAUCUCUUCUCGCCGACCAAGGACAAGCCGGAUGAAGGUGUACCGGCACAUGAGGGAAGUGGCAUCCACUUCAAGCCUCAUUCACAUAAGCAAAAGCGAGCAUACAAGUUCACCAGCAUAAGCUUCAUCGGCCAUUCUCUCGGAGGACUCGUCCAGACCUACGCUAUAGCAUACAUCUAUAAGCACUCACCCAAGUUUUUCGAGCACAUCAAACCCAUCAACUUCAUCGCCAUGGCGUCACCUAUGCUAGGUCUCAGUAACGAAAACCCAAUGUAUGUCAAGUUCGCCUUGGACUUUGGCCUGGUAGGCAGGACAGGACAGGACCUGGGUUUAACUUGGAGAGCUCCUACAUUGGCCAAGAGUGGAUGGACUGCUAUGGUCAGUGGAUUCGGUGGGCAGUCGCAACAUCAAGAGCAGGAAGACCCCGGCACUAAGCCACUCCUCCGGAUCCUACCGACUGGACCGGCUCACGUGGUGCUGCGCAUGUUCAGGAAUCGUACCGUGUACUCGAAUGUUGUCAAUGAUGGUGUCGUGCCACUUCGGACCAGCUGUCUCUUGUUUUUGGACUGGCGAGGUCUGGGCAAAGUCGAGAAGGCCCGUCGAGAGAACGGGCUCAUUGGGAGUGUUGCUGUGUGGGGCUUCAGUCAGUUGACAGGUCAGAACUCAUCGCCAAACCCUUCGAGGAUAGGUUUCCCAGACAAGGAUGACGAGACCGACUCUCCAUCCGGGAACGGCGACGACACUGCUGUCCCUCUGCCAGGUGCAGAUGUCACCAACGAAGACGAUAAGGUAACGGCUUCGGAACCUGCAGCUCACCAAUUCCUGGAUGGGCAGAAACAUGAUCCAGACGAUACGGUACAAGGCAACCCAGGUGUGCCAGUUUCCGAUCAGUACUUCCAGCCGCAGAACACUCUGAUGCAGUGGUGGAGUUAUAUUCGGCCUACAGGCAAGCAUACUUCAAGAGACAAGAAGAUGUUCACACGCAGUCAGACCAUCUAUAAGGGCGACGACGAGCAGGAUGGUGCAGCUGAAGGGGCAUCAUCACAAGGCUCGCAGCAACGAAAACGACCACUAGCAUCACGCGGUGACUCUACACUCGACCCAUCAAAGAACUCAGCAGCACCACCCAAGACGACAAUUUUCGAGUCUGCAGGAGACAUCAUUAAUCCACCUGUACCCCCUACAUCAUGGAUCGUCGACCCUUCCACUCGUGCUCGCACUAUCUUCCACGAUCGUGUGUACCACCCAGAAGACAUACCACCACCGCCUGCAAGGAAAAGGAAUGCCAGUCGUACUUUCUCCGGCGAGAGCAGUAAGUCGCAGGCGUCGCUUGCUACCGCUGACGAGGGCGUCAUGCGAGUGGAAGAGAAGAUUGCCCGCGCGUAUCACAAAGAUCUGUCAUGGCGCAAGGUUCUUGUUCGCCUCGAGCCCGACGCACACAACAACAUCGUUGUACGCCGUAUGUUCGCCAAUGCGUAUGGUUGGCCGGUCGUCAAACAUCUCUGCGACACUCACUUUGCCGCUACAUACUCUGCGGAAACUCGCGACGAACAAGAGCCCGCUCUCGAUCGCGCCAAGGGUGUCGAUGUGCCUGUGAAGGAGGAUGGCGAACACGUGAAGGGACAAGAAGACUUGGCGCCACCCAUUGAGCGUACAGAAAGCGAACUUAGGGAGGUCUGCGACGAGCUAGCGCCACUUGAGAACUCAUUUAGAUCGCCGAAGCGUAUGAAUACUGCGGACUCUAUUCGCAGCACUAGCUCGGCCGAUUGGGACAACUACUUCGAUGGUGCAACGAGCGACGAAGACGACGAUAAUGACGAGCGCAGUGCAGUUCAAAAGUUCCUGCAGCUCGGCUAUCCGCGCGGUGCCAGAACUCCGACAUCUCCAAAUCCACCUCGCACGCCGAACAGUACAGGAACGACUGACGCAGAAAUCUCUGACUUCUUGCACGGCGCACCUGCGGAGGCUCAGCCAACACCGUUCUUCGACAUACAUCGAGGCUUAGGUGCGAGUCCAAAGCAGCCAAGCAAAGCAACAAAAGAGCCGGACUCGCAACAGCCGCUGGGUGGUCAAGCUGUCCUUCCUGCAGGUCAUCAAGUCGCUACAAGUCCACCUGGCAGUCCAUCACUCCAUCUCAGCGACGUGGGCUUGAGGCGAUCGCUGGAAGGUAGCCCUGAUGCCAACAGAGUAAGGAGUGGGAGUGGAGUGACUGAGCAGGUUGCAAGGUCAAUGAGUACGGCGAAGGAUAGAGAGCGCUCGUAGUAUGGGUGUUUUUGGGCAUGACUAACGUUGCAUUUGGAUCGAUUGCAUGGAAGGACGGUUGCAUGGUUACGGUUAAGAUAUACCCAGAGUUUGAUACAUGGUUUGUACAAACAUUUC